This is a messenger RNA of Telopea speciosissima, 1151 nucleotides long. RefSeq lists its product as uncharacterized. The record is from RefSeq and is a predicted model, not a curated record. NCBI's taxonomy places the organism in Eukaryota, Viridiplantae, Streptophyta, Magnoliopsida, Proteales, Proteaceae. The coding region runs from base 116 to 1126 and encodes 336 amino acids. The transcript is spliced from 8 exons.
UCGCUUACCUAACCGUAAACUCACCCUCGGCCAGGGACUUUGCACGGAGUUUCAGUUGUUAUCACCUCAUCUGUUACUCAAAUAAACUCCCUAACAGGAUAAUAAGGUUGCUGAGAUGCUCUCCCUGCCUUUACUGAACCCAUUCUUUCCACUUUCUUCUUCUUCUUCUUCUUCUACUGCAGUAGACUUCCCGGUUGCAGCUGCAUGCAGGAAAAGCAAACACCUGAAACCAUCGUCCCUCUUUCUGGUUCGACAAUUAAAAGCGAGGGUUCUUCAUGGACAGGAUGCAAGUACGGAGGACGAAAACUUGGAGGGUCAGGAGUUUCGAGUGUUGACGGCUGUGAGAAGUGACUACAACGAAAUAGUAAUUGUGGAUACACCCAAAUCCAGGAUAUUGCUUCUUGAUUCUACUCAGAACAUUCAUAGCAUGUCUAAUAGGGGAGAAAAAUGGACAGGUGCAUAUUGGGAUGAGUUUGCGAGUUUGCCGGCUAUUGUUCCACAAGGCCCCAUUGGGAUCUUAGGUUUGGGUGGCGGAACUGUAGCUCAUUUGAUGCUGGAUCUAUGGCCUUCAUUGAAGCUUGAAGGCUGGGAGAUUGAUAGGAUUCUGAUUGAUAAAGCUAGAGAAUAUUUUGGGCUGUCUGAUCUAGAGAAAUGUACUGAGGUUGGUGGUGUUCUUCAUGUUCAUGUUGGUGAUGCGCUUUCUUCUUCAGCCACUGUUGAUGGUGGAUUUUCUGGCAUUAUCGUGGACUUGUUUUCUGAUGGAAAAGUUUUGCCAGAGUUGCAAGAGGUGUCAACAUGGUUGGAAAUGAGUAGUAGAUUGAUGCCUCAUGGUCGAAUCAUGGUAAAUUGUGGUGGAAAUCAUGUUGAAACAUCCAUCAUCAGAGAUGGAAUAACCUUUCCGGAGCUUUCUGCAAAUGAUGGUGCAUGGGUACAAAAUUCCACUAUUACGGCAUUAUGCAAAGCAUUUCCUGGAAAUUUAAGCUGGAAGAGAAUGGCAAAAGCAGAUGGGGAAAACUAUCUUGCACUUACAGGACCUUUGCCAGAUUUGAAUGCAUGGUCUGCUAUCGUCCCUGACUAUUUAAGCUCCAGCGUGAAACAAUGGAGACCUUGCGGACCAGUUGCAUGAGAAAAGGUCCACUGUCAGCCAUAAU